Messenger RNA from Osmerus eperlanus (European smelt), 1358 nucleotides. RefSeq names its product claudin 10a (gene cldn10a). Gene Ontology annotation, biological process: cell adhesion; bicellular tight junction assembly. The record is from RefSeq and is a predicted model, not a curated record. Bases 253 to 897 code for a protein of 214 amino acids. Gene Ontology annotation, cellular component: plasma membrane; bicellular tight junction. NCBI's taxonomy places the organism in Eukaryota, Metazoa, Chordata, Actinopteri, Osmeriformes, Osmeridae. Gene Ontology annotation, molecular function: structural molecule activity. The transcript is spliced from 5 exons.
UGUAUCCUAGGGGUGGGCCCCCAGGUGGAGGUGCAUAUGCUUGAGCACAGAGCCCUCCCUGUUGAGUGCAAACAAGUCGAGCAGAUUUGGAACCACUGACUCACUCUACCCCUCAUCCUGGACUGUCUCCUCAGCUAAACAAUAGACUCCAGCCAACUUCCCACACUUCUCCAUCUACCACAACUGCUACAUUUGAGUCUCACUGCCAGCCGGCCCGACAUAGUCCUGUCUAGAAUAAAAACGACGGGAAAAAUGAGCAAUAUGGCAACAGAAAUUGUUGCUUUUCUCCUGACCAUAUCUGGCUGGAUCCUGGUGUCAUCUACUCUGCCUAUUGACUACUGGAAGGUGUCCUCUGUGGAUGGGACUGUCAUCACUACGGCAACCUUCUGGUCUAAUCUGUGGAAGACGUGCGUCACUGAUUCUACGGGAGUUUCUAACUGCAAAGACUUUCCUUCCAUGCUGGCACUGGACGCGUACAUCCAGGUCUGUCGGGGGCUCAUGAUUGCGUCCGUGUGCCUGGGCUUCUUUGGGGCCAUCCUAGCCCUGGUGGGGAUGAAGUGCACCAAGAUUGGGGGAUCAGAGACCACUAAAGCCAAGCUCACUGGCCUCUCAGGCCUCCACUUCAUCCUCAAUGGCCUCUGCUCUCUGACUGCAUGCUCCCUUUAUGCACACAGGAUCACAACCGAGUUCUUUGACCCACUUUUUGUUGCCCAGAAGUUUGAACUGGGGGCAGCGCUCUUCAUCGGCUGGGCCGGCUCUGCAGAGUACUCCUACAGCGGGGCUGCAUCAUUGGUAAACACACGCAACCAACACAGAAAAUCUGGUAACGGUUUCCAGAAAGAGCCGAGGGACACUGCUGAACCCUCCAGACAGUUUGGGAGGAACGCCUACGUCUGACAAUGUUUUUAAGAUUUUCGGAUGAAGAAUUGUUCCAUAAUGUUGGUUUGGCAUUUUUAUUCUGCCAUUUCUCCAAUUGUGUGGGUGAAACAGGCAAGCUGUUAAAUCAAUCAGAUUAUGUAAUAUGUCAGUGGGUAUCCAGUCAGUGGGCUAUAAACAAAAUACAUCAGAUAAGUUUGUUUCCUCGGAGAACAGGAAAUUCUGUUUGGCAUGGUACACCCUUGCCCGGUCACCUUGUAAAACUGGGAGAUGUCCAAGUCUCAUGUUGUUGACUGCGUGUGACUCAUAAGGGGUCUAAUGUUGAUCAUGACAAGACACAACCGCACAGGUUCAUACUGAGGGCGCAGCUCUACUGAACAUUUAGUCUCUCACAACCUGUAGUCUAUCUGUUUAAUGACUGUUUUACAGCAAUACUUAGCGUUAGAAGAGACAGUAGACUGACAAAAAUCCUUUGUAAUUAG